Messenger RNA from Clarias gariepinus (North African catfish), 1827 nucleotides. It is a transcript of the gene stap2a, whose product is annotated as signal transducing adaptor family member 2a. NCBI's taxonomy places the organism in Eukaryota, Metazoa, Chordata, Actinopteri, Siluriformes, Clariidae. The transcript has 11 exons. The record is from RefSeq and is a predicted model, not a curated record. The coding region runs from base 48 to 1142 and encodes 364 amino acids. Gene Ontology annotation, molecular function: signaling adaptor activity.
UUUGUCCCCGGCUGCUGGUCCAGUCAGAUCCCGAGCUGGCUACGGCCAUGGCGGCGGCACCGGUGAACCAGCGACCCGGGGCAAGUCGAGCUCAGCUUCCGCCCUGCUAUUAUGAGGGGUAUCUUGAGAAACGUGGAGCAAAGGAGAAGGUGUCUCGGAGACUAUGGACAUGCUUGUGUGGGAACACCUUAUACUUCUUCAACAAUGCAAAGGACACACAUUAUGUAGAGAAACUGGAUCUGAGUGGGUUUGUGUCUUUGAUCGAUGACUGCAGCCGGGACAGAAACCUGGAGGCAGCUAGAAUGAAUUUACGCAUGAAGGAUGGAGAGAUUAAACUUACUGCUCCUAACUUGGAGGCACGAGAGUUGUGGAAAGGCUUCCUCUACUCCGUAGUUGAUCUAACCGUGCCCACGGCACUAACCCUGCUGCCCGGGCAGCUGCACAUGUUAAAGGAGGUGGUGGAGAAAGAAAGACAAAGAAGAAGAGCUCGAUCUCUCUCCAGAGCGCCCUCCUCUCCCCUGUCUCUCCCUCUGGUAGGAGAGAUCCCUGCCUGUUUCAGGCCCAUCUCUCGUAUAGAAGCCGAGGUUCUCUUGGAGCGUUACCCAGACUGUGGGAACAUGCUGCUGAGACCGGGCAGAGACGGCACGUCCCUCGCAGUGACCACACGACAAGACCUUAAUGGCUCGGUGUUCCGACACUAUCGGGUUACCCAGAAGCCUCAGGGAGGUUACAUCAUUGAUGUGGAAAACCCGAUCCCGUGUCCCACCCUUUAUGAUGUCAUUAAUGCACUAGUGGAGAAAACAGCUGGGACACUACAGCCUUUUCUGCUGGAGGAGCCUUAUGAAGAGAACAUCACGUACAUUUCAUCCAACGACGAGAACGGAGAGCGAACACUCCACUGUGCGCCCACUGGCACUUUCCCCAGAAGACCCUCACUGCCCCCAAAAGGAUCAGAACGAUGGACAUUGAGAUCUCACUCAAAAUCUCCCAGCCCAUCUCAAAGAUCACUAAGCCCUCCCGGUUCACCAUCCAGCCCUAUGAGACGACUGGUACUCUCACCAUCGCCCUCGCCACUAACACAGACAGCUUUCACAGACGAGCUCAAACAGAAACUGGAGAAGAGGCGCACCAGUCAGGACUGACUCCCUGCUUCUCUUUAGCCAAUCAACAGCAUGGCCUCGUCCCCUGGCCGUAUGAUCCUGCCAGUGCCUUUGUGGUUGAGCGGUCACUCCUCAGACAUUUGGGCUUGUUUCUGUGGUGCAUCAUUAUCAAGCGAAUUGAAAAGAUCGAGGGAGGUCUUCUGCCUUGCGAGGGAACACUUCAGAAGGACAAAACAAUUGACCACAGGGAGUGAUUGAUCUGAGCCAAGAAUCUGUGUUACUCCAGAUUAUGGACGCUUUAUAACUGUAGCUGUACAGUACUAACUGCUCUGAUGUUUCUCUGCUGUAACUGCCAUAGAUGUUAAAGACUUGUUUUUGUAUGUGUUCUAACAAAAGAUGUUAAAUUUUCUAACACUUAUAUAAUUUGUUGCAUUUUGUCAGCAGUUGCAGCAGAUGAGAUUGUCUCCAGUGUCUUCAAUGUUGUUAGGACAGAAAAAAUAGCAGUGAAGAAAUGUCAGAUGUGUAAGUUCCUGCUCAGAACAGUGUGUACAGUGUUUCUAUAGUAAGAUGUUUAGUUUUGGUGCUCCCAGUUGAAUACUAGACUGGUCUUCAUUACUGGUUUGUGUAAUGAACGUGCAUGGUGCUACUGUUUGUAAAUAGAGUCUGUGUGUGUAUCACUGUUCAUUUUUCUCAUAUUUAUUGGAAUAAAAGGGAAAUUUGCAAUACA